GCCUUCGUACUACAUCGAUCCACUCUCCAAGCAUUGUCCACGACAUGGAGAAGACUGAAGACGGUUUCAUCAUCUCUGCACCCGCAGUGGCGGCGGAUCUUCCAGAGGAGGAGGAGGCGCAGGCUCCAGAAGACGAAGAGGCACUCUUCGGCAAUGCCACAGAUCUCAUCAAGUCCACCUUCGAAGUCACCGUCACACUUGCAGACCAGCAGGCGGACCCGAACUCGCCGCUGUUCAGCGCAAAGUCAUUUGAGCAGCUUGGACUGCAUCAAGACCUGCUCAAGGGUAUCUACCAGAUGGGCUUCUCCAAGCCCUCGAAGAUACAGGAGCGUGCAUUGCCUCUGCUUUUGGCAAACCCGCCGCAGAACUUCAUUGGCCAGUCACAAUCAGGGACGGGAAAGACCGCUGCAUUUGUACUCACUAUGCUGAGCCGCAUUGACUUCUCACAGAACAAGACGCAGGCUCUCUGUCUCGCCCCGUCGCGGGAACUUGCGCGACAGAUCAUGUCUGUCGUAGUUGCAAUGGGCAAGUACACUCCGGUACAAACAGAGUACGCCAUCCGCGAUGCUCUACCGAAGGGCGCUUCUCGGGUCACUGCGCAAAUUAUUGUCGGCACUCCGGGUACCAUGAUCCAUCUUAUCAAGAUGAGAGUCAUCGACACCUCGGAGGUCAAAGUUUUCGUGCUGGACGAAGCGGACAACAUGCUGGAUCAAGGCGGACUGGGCGACCAAACACUGCGCGUGAAAAACAUGCUUCCUCGUACUCAUCCGGUCCAGAUCGUUCUCUUCUCUGCCACCUUCCCCGAUCACGUGCGGAGCUUCGCGGCGAAGUGCGCGCCCAACGCGAACAAGAUCGAGCUGAAAAGCAAUGAGUUGUCUGUUGACAAUAUUGUCCAAUUCUACCUGGAUUGUGCCACGGAAGACGAGAAAUAUGAUGCUCUGGUCAACCUCUACCACGUCCUGACGGUCGGGCAGAGUAUCAUUUUCUGUCAACACCGUCAUACUGCCGAUCGUAUCUCACAGCGCAUGACCGCUGAAGGGCACAAGGUCGCAUCCCUACACGGUGCAAAGGACUCGACAGAGCGUGAUGCAGUCAUCGAUAGGUUCCGUGAAGGCCGUGAGAAGGUCCUCAUCACGACAAACGUCCUUGCACGAGGUAUCGACGUUUUGCAAGUGAACCUGGUCAUCAACUACGACCUGCCUAUGCUCAAUGAGCGCGAGAAUUGGCAAAAUAAGAAUGACGUGCGACCGGACAUUGAAACCUAUAUCCACCGUAUUGGCCGCACAGGACGAUUCGGACGGAAGGGAAUAUCAAUCAAUUUCGUCCACAACCGCUUGACGCACGAGCACAUGAACAUGCUCCAGAAAGGGACGGGGAAGCCCAUCAUCAAGAUUGAGACGCAUGACAUCGAUGUAAUGGAAGAGCAAAUGAAGAAGGCCCUGAAGGCAUCAUGAAAGCGCUUGAGCAAUCCACUGUUGUUAUAUAGCAACCCUGUUGUGUUAUCUCCAUCGUGUAGCAUAUCUUGUUCCCCUGUCACGUUCAUUCCUGUCCUUCGUCUUGACGGACGCAUAUGCUGGAUACCCUAUUUGUGCGC
This is a messenger RNA of Postia placenta MAD-698-R-SB12, 1594 nucleotides long. RefSeq lists its product as hypothetical. The record is from RefSeq and is a predicted model, not a curated record. Gene Ontology annotation, cellular component: cytoplasmic stress granule; nucleus. Lineage: Eukaryota; Fungi; Basidiomycota; Agaricomycetes; Polyporales; Adustoporiaceae. Gene Ontology annotation, biological process: poly(A)+ mRNA export from nucleus. Gene Ontology annotation, molecular function: RNA binding; ATP binding; RNA helicase activity. The transcript is spliced from 11 exons. Bases 45 to 1454 code for a protein of 469 amino acids.